Andrographis paniculata is the source of this 1282-nucleotide messenger RNA. RefSeq names its product peroxidase 24. Gene Ontology annotation, molecular function: peroxidase activity; heme binding. The record is from RefSeq and is a predicted model, not a curated record. Lineage: Eukaryota; Viridiplantae; Streptophyta; Magnoliopsida; Lamiales; Acanthaceae. Bases 88 to 1128 code for a protein of 346 amino acids. Gene Ontology annotation, biological process: hydrogen peroxide catabolic process; response to oxidative stress. The transcript is spliced from 4 exons. Gene Ontology annotation, cellular component: plant-type cell wall; plasmodesma.
CAAACAUUGCAAGAAAACUUGUAAUAAGACUUACAAGUAUUUGUAAUAAAAAGCAUUGUUUGUUCUUUGUGCAAUUUUCUUGUGAGGAUGAUGAGAGGAGUAUUUUUAGGGUUUAUUCUCAUUUUUGCGUCGGUCGCAGCAGUGGUCGGUCGUAAUCAUGGUCUAAAACAAAAACAUAAUUCGAUCCCGUCUGAAAAUAAUCGUGGUAAAGAACGCGGAGGUUUGAGGCCGAAUUAUUACGCCGCGAAUGGUUGUCCACAAGCCGAGCGGCUUGUUCGACAAGUCACUUGGGAGAAAGUUCGAAACGACGCGACUUUGGGAGCUAAGUUGCUUCGCUUGCAUUAUCACGAUUGCUUCGUUACAGGAUGCGACGGAUCGAUACUUUUGGACACCGUCGUCGGGAAAAACCAAUCGGAGAAGGAUGCGGGUCCGAAUCUAUCACUCGGUGGUUUUGAUGUCAUCGAUGCAAUCAAGGAUCGGGUCGAGGAAGAAUGCCCGGGAAUCGUCUCGUGUGCUGAUAUACUUGCCUUGGCUGCUCGGGAUGCCAUUCUUUUUUCGGUGCGGAGGCCGCUGUGGAAUGUGUUGACGGGGAGAAAGGAUAGUAAGAUUUCUCUCUUAUCAAAUGUAGCCGGGAAUCUCCCAUCGCCAUUUUCGAAUUUCUCCACACUCCUCAAUAUCUUCUCCAACAACGGUUUAGAUUUCACGGAUCUUGUUGCAUUAUCGGGGGCACACACCAUCGGAGUAGCUCACUGCGGCGCCAUUUCGCGGCGGCUCUUCAACUUCACCGGCAGAGGCGACGCCGAUCCGUCGCUAGAUCCGUCGUACGCUGCCGAGCUGCGGCGGCAGUGCCCGAAUCCGGCGGACCGGGCCACCACCGUGGAUAUGGAUCCCGACACCCCAUCGGAGUUCGACCCCAAUUACUUCGCCGCCGUCGCUCAGAACAAGGGACUCUUCCAGUCCGACGCCGCCCUUCUCACCAACCAGGCGUCCGCCGCCCUCGUGCGGCGGCUGCAGUCGCCGGCGGCGUUUUUCAGUCAGUUUUCGGACUCGAUGGAGAAGAUGGGAAGGAUUGCCGGCGACGCCAAUGUCGCCGGAGAAGUUAGGCAGAACUGUCGCCGGGUUAAUUAAUUAAUUAAUUAAUUAAUGCGGAUGAUAUAUAUAUAUAUAUAUAUUGUUACGAAAUUAUUUACAUAUUUAUAUAAAUGUGUGAUGGUGUUUUUCUAAGUGUUUUAUUACUAUUGUAUUGCUAAUUCAAUUAAUGAAAAUUAGUGUUUUGUUUGAA